GCUGGACACCUCAGUCGGAGGGUGACCCGGGAUCAGACAGCGUUUCAGGCAGCGAGCCCGAGACACCCCCCAGCCCGCCAUGGCCCGGCUGCUCCGGGCAUCCUGCCUUUUGUCCCUGCUCCUGGCCGGCUUUGUCCCGCCGAGCCAGGGACAGAAGUCGAAGACGGACUGCUACUCCGACGUGAGCGGCACCAUCUUUGAGUACGGAGCCCUCACCAUCGAUGGGGAGGAGUACAUCCCCUUCAAGCAGUACGCUGGCAAGUACGUCCUCUUCGUCAACGUGGCCAGCUACUGAGGCCUAACGAACCAGUACAUCGAACUGAAUGCACUACAGGAAGAGCUUGCCCCAUUCGGUCUAGUCAUUCUGGGCUUCCCCUGCAACCAAUUCGGACAACAGGAGCCGGGAGAGAACUCGGAGAUCCUACCUUCCCUCAAGCAUGUCCGACCAGGCGGAGGCUUUGUCCCCAAUUUCCAACUCUUUGAGAAAGGAGAUGUGAACGGGGAGAAGGAGCAGAAGGUCUACACGUUCCUGAAGAAUUCCUGUCCUCCCACCUCGGAGCUGCUAGGCUCCCCUAAACGCCUCUUCUGGGAGCCCAUGAAGAACCACGACAUCCGCUGGAACUUUGAGAAGUUCCUGGUGGGGCCAGAUGGUAAACCCAUCAUGCGCUGGUACCACCGGACCACGGUCAGCAACGUCAAGUUGGACAUCCUGGCUUACAUGAGGCACCAAGCAGCCCUGGGGCUUAGGGGGAAGUAAUGGAGACCUGCCUCACCCCACACCCACCAUGCAGGGCCAGGGAAGGCCUCUGUUCAGGAAGGAAUCCGCUCCUCCAGCCACACCACACUCCCACCAUAGACCCCUUCCUAUUAACAAGGCCCCAGUCUGACACAGAAGCGUACAUACGGUUGUAUCUGUACUACUGUGCACAUGGGUGUUUGCUCAUGCCUACAAGUGUGUGAAUACACCCGCGUGUAUAGCCGCACGUGUCUGCCUGAACACCCCGGGAUGUGUGCCCUCAGCUGUGUGCUGUGUGGGGAGUGCUAGAGAGUGACACCCUUCUCUCCAGUGAUGGCACACUGUCAGCUGAGCCCAAAGGAAAAACCAGCUCCAGACCCAAUUAUUCUGCUCUACCUGGACCUUAGCUUCAGGUAGCUUCAGGGCCAGCAUCUCCCACUGCCUCUAAAUACCACCACUGAAGUGCCCGGAAGUUUCUGGGUUUGCCACACUGUCCAGCCUCCCUCCUUCCUGAAGGGCCCUCCCGAGCCCCCCAUCCCACCGCACGGCGCUCCCUGAGCAGCCAAGGCAGGCGAGAGCGCAAGGCACGUUCUCCAGGUCAGGAGUGGUGUCUCCAUGAAGGAGGGGCCCGAAGCCCUGUGGGCGGACCUCCCCUGAGCCUGUCCGAAGGGCCAGCCCUUAGUGCAUUCAGGCUGAAGCCCGCGGGCAGGGACGCCACCCCUGCUACUUUGGAGGAUGUGCCGUCAGUCCUCACCCUGACCCACGGCAUAAGACUCGUCCCCGUGUGCCCAGUAAAGCCUUUCUGCAGCA
This is a messenger RNA of Artibeus jamaicensis (Jamaican fruit-eating bat), 1546 nucleotides long. It is a transcript of the gene GPX3, whose product is annotated as glutathione peroxidase 3. Gene Ontology annotation, molecular function: selenium binding; glutathione peroxidase activity. NCBI's taxonomy places the organism in Eukaryota, Metazoa, Chordata, Mammalia, Chiroptera, Phyllostomidae. The transcript has 5 exons. The record is from RefSeq and is a predicted model, not a curated record. Gene Ontology annotation, biological process: response to oxidative stress; hydrogen peroxide catabolic process.